This is a messenger RNA of Sphaerodactylus townsendi, 1212 nucleotides long. It is a transcript of the gene RXFP4, whose product is annotated as relaxin family peptide/INSL5 receptor 4. Gene Ontology annotation, biological process: immune response; G protein-coupled receptor signaling pathway. The transcript has a single exon. NCBI's taxonomy places the organism in Eukaryota, Metazoa, Chordata, Lepidosauria, Squamata, Sphaerodactylidae. Bases 1 to 1212 code for a protein of 403 amino acids. Gene Ontology annotation, cellular component: membrane. Gene Ontology annotation, molecular function: G protein-coupled receptor activity. The record is from RefSeq and is a predicted model, not a curated record.
AUGGAGGGUGGAUUUCAAGAAUACGAGGAAGCCAACAGUUCCGUCCAUCACAACGAGUUCUUGUGGGGAAGUUCAGAUGACGCUGCCUUUAUAUCAUCGGAUGCGUCGUUUGGCAUGAGGGUAUUCAUCACCGUUGUCUACUCAGUGGUCUGCCUGCUGGGACUGUUGGGGAACGGGCUGGUAAUGUACUUGAUCAGGACCCAGAAAGGCAGAUCCACUCCCAUUAUUAAUAUUUUCAUCUUUGGCUUAGCGGUGGCUGACUUCCAGUUCUCACUGAUGCUUCCCUUCUGGGCUGCAGAGACAGCCCUGGAUUUCCUUUGGCCCUUUGGCGAAGUGUUGUGCAAAAUCGUCCCUUCUCUCACCAUCACCAGCAUCUACGCCAACGUGUCAUUGCUCACCGCCAUGAGUGUGACGCGCUAUUGGACUCUGGCAAGCGCCCUGAAGGCUGGCUCUACAAUGACUCCUAACCAAGCCAAAUGGAUUAUCGUGGCUCUCUGGGCCUUGGCGUUGGGAGCUGCUGUCCCCACUGUUAUAUUCAUGGCCAUGCAGGAUAUUGAUGGAGUUCAAAUAUGCCUCUUCAGGUUCCCCACAGGAUAUGGCUUGGGCAUCUAUCGUCUCCACCGUGUGGUGUUCACCUUUGUGAUACCCUUGGGAAUCAUCUCUGUCUCCUACUUUCUUCUCCUACGGCUUCUCAAGACCUGCCAAGUCAAUGGCAGCUAUUCCAAACGGCAGAAGCACAUCACCACCACCAUUCGGCUGGUGGUGAGUUCCUUCUUUAUCUGUUGGUUUCCUAAUCAGGUGGUCACCACCUGGGGGGUUCUGGUCGAUUUCCAUUUGCUGCCCAUCAACAGAGCUUUUUACUUUCUCCACAACUACAUCUUUCCCCUCACAACGUGUUUGGCCCAUGCUAGCAGCUGCCUCAACCCUGUCCUUUACUGCCUGAUGCGGAAUGAGUUCCGGAAAGCUAUGAAGGAAACCUUUCAGAAGAUCUCCAAAGCAGUGUCUUUUUACUGGAAUUCGUCCACUAAUAAGAUAGGGGAGGAGGACGUCAUGCCGGUGGUUGUGCCUUUAAGCCCAUCUGAAAAUCCCUCCAAAAAACCAGAAGUGGACAAGGAGAACCACACUCUCUCUUCCCUCUUGGAACUGAGAACCAAGGAAACAAAACUGACCACCAAGGCACAGCUUAUACCUGGAUCAGACCCUGAAACUUAG